UAUAGUUUUUAAACGUGACAUUCUUUUUAAACAAAAAAUGUGAAAAAGGGUAUAAAAGUUAGAAGAACUCCGGCAGCAUUGCUGGGGAAAGUCACCAAUGUGGCGGUGUUCGACGCCGAGGGAUGAUGGGGAGCAGCAACCUAAACGCGGUGUUCUACGCCAAGGAGUACCACCCGAUUCAGUCCGGCAGCAUCGACGGCACCGAUAUUCUUCCCCACGACAGCGCUGUUUACCGGGCACUUCUCUGCUCCAAUGCCGCCCUCU
Molecule: messenger RNA, 264 nt
Organism: Cuscuta campestris
Lineage: Eukaryota; Viridiplantae; Streptophyta; Magnoliopsida; Solanales; Convolvulaceae
Source: the annotation of a GenBank genome assembly